UCUUUAUCUGGCUUGUUACACUAUGCUCGUUAUAGUCAUUAGUUAGUCAUUCCCCUGGGGCGCCCUCGGGUCAUUACAGUAAAUUGUAGAGACAUGCUCCAACUACAAGGCAUCCAACAAUCCAUUUCAUUCUUUUCACAGUUAACAAUGUCUUCACACGGAGUGUUUUUUUAUGUGUAUCUAUCUGUAAAUGGUUACUAAGACAAUAAUCCAGGUUCUGCGGGUAGAUGCUGUAGAUAGACAUGGAAGUAGUAGAUUUAUGGUAUCAGUAAUGUCCACUUAUAACUUUAUCUCCCCGAUUUGGUGCCUGCCAUCCACAGUAAAAGGUAAACGAAUGAUAGAACUACAUAUAUGUAUAUGUCAUAUUCAGUGCCUUCUCAUUGCGUUAAUGUGGAAAAACAUAAGGAAAACUUAUUUUUCCGUCAUUUAAAAGUUCGCCUGCCAUCCACAGUAAAAGGUACGGUUAGUAGGAGGAAUGUUGAGUCUGUUAUGGUUAGUGUCUUCAGAAAAAAUACUCUUGUGUUUGAAAUGUUCUCCUUUGAAAGCACCGAGAAUAAAAAUAAGUUCCCUAUAAGUCCUAGUCCUGUCACAAAAUUAGAAAACAUCAGUCGAAGAACGAAUGAUAGAACUACAUAUAUGUCAUAUUCAGUGCCUUCUCAUUGCGUUAAUGUGGAAAAACAUAAGGAAAACUUAUAUUCAUGUCAUUUAAAAGCUUGAUGAUUUCAUCCAAGCUGUGGUUAAAUGUUACAUUUUCCAUAACACAGUUUCCUAAAACUUGGUGAAUUGUUGUGUUUAUCCAACUAAUAUUUGUACUGUUUUUGUAUGUGUUCCCAAUUUGAGCUUUACUUCAACUAAUGAACAGACAAUCAGUAUUCAUAUCUUUAUGAUCUUUUUAAUGCUUUUCCUGAAUAGUGGUUUUGUAAAUGAUGAAUGUUGAACAAAUAUUAUUGAACUUUUUAAAGAGAGAUUAAUAUUACAAUGAGGCAAAAUAAACACCAUUGACUAAAUAGUAUUUAUUUAAUCUUACCAUCCAGCAAUAGAAUUGGUCCCACUGGGAUAGACUGACUUUUUCAAACCAGUAUUUUAUUCAUAACGAAAAUAAUUAUCCCACCGAACGAAGUUCGAGAGGGAUAUAGGAAAGCCGUCCGUCCAUCCGUUCGUCCGUCUGUUUGUCUCAAAUACCAGUGAACAGAUUUGGUUCAAAUUUUAU
Messenger RNA from Owenia fusiformis, 1210 nucleotides. NCBI's taxonomy places the organism in Eukaryota, Metazoa, Annelida, Polychaeta, Sabellida, Oweniidae. The record is from the annotation of a GenBank genome assembly.